Messenger RNA from Oncorhynchus masou masou (cherry salmon), 1449 nucleotides. RefSeq names its product 5-hydroxytryptamine receptor 6-like. Gene Ontology annotation, molecular function: neurotransmitter receptor activity; G protein-coupled serotonin receptor activity. Gene Ontology annotation, cellular component: plasma membrane; dendrite. NCBI's taxonomy places the organism in Eukaryota, Metazoa, Chordata, Actinopteri, Salmoniformes, Salmonidae. The record is from RefSeq and is a predicted model, not a curated record. Bases 1 to 1449 code for a protein of 482 amino acids. The transcript is spliced from 3 exons. Gene Ontology annotation, biological process: chemical synaptic transmission; G protein-coupled receptor signaling pathway, coupled to cyclic nucleotide second messenger.
AUGGACAACUCAACCUUACCUGGUUUAGAGGCAGCAACUGCAAGUGGGGAUGCUGUUAACCCUUUAGGGAGUUCCAAUGACAGCUUGUCCGAAACCAGUGCCUGGGGCAUCAGUGGCAGUGGUCCGUGGCUGUUGGCGUGCAUGUUAUCCCUCAUCAUCCUGAUGACGGCUUGUGGCAACACUCUGUUGAUCGCUCUGGUGUUUGCCCAACGCUCCUUACGCAACACCUCCAACUGUUUCCUGGUGUCUCUCUUCCUGUCUGACCUGAUGGUGGCUCUGGUGGUGAUGCCGCCGGCAAUGCUCAAUGUGCUGUACGGGGCCUGGGUGUUGUGGCCGGGCUUCUGCCCCGUGUGGCUCUGCUUCGACGUCAUGUGCUGUAGUGCCUCCAUUCUCAACCUGUGUGUGAUCAGCCUGGACCGCUACCUCCUCAUCAUCUCGCCGCUGCGCUACAAGCAGAGGAUGACCCCUCCUCGAGCCCUGCUUCUGGUGGGAGGGGCCUGGGGUCUGGCCGCCCUCACCUCCUUCUUGCCCAUCAAGAUGAACUGGCACAGCUUGGGUCAUGGGAGUGGCCAUUCCCCAAUGCACGGGGCUGGCAGUGCCAACGUCAGCACAUACCCAGAGCUGAGCUUGUGGUACCACGCCUCCUACUUCCAGCUGUCGCAGUCCGGUGGCCUGUCCUUCCAGUGCUGUCUGCGGGUUAGCUUUCCUUUUGCCCUGGUGGCGUCAGUCCUCACUUUCUUCCUGCCAUCCAGUGCCAUCUGCUUCACCUACUGUCAGAUUCUCCUGGCGGCGCGGAGACAGGCGAGGCGGGUGGCGGCGCUAAGUCAACCUCCGUACCCGCAUCAUUCGCCUGGGGAGCCUUCUCACCCUCUGUCACCAGGUGGGGGCGCCGCCGGACAUGCUCACCUCGAAGGAGAUGACGACAGUCAUCAGGAGAACCCUGUGUCACGCCACGUGCCGUUGUCGGUGAACAGCGAGCGGCGGCUGGCCCACCGGCAGGGACGGAGGGCAGUGAAGGCCAGUCUGACCCUGGGAGUCCUGCUGGGCCUCUUCUUCAGCGCCUGGCUGCCCUUCUUCAUCACCAACAUGGCCCAGGCGGUAUGUGAGUGUGUUCCCCCGGCGCUCUUUGACGCCAUCACCUGGCUGGGCUACUGUAACAGCACCAUGAACCCCAUCAUCUACCCGCUAUUCAUGCGUGACUUCAAACGGGCCCUGGGGAGGCUGCUGCCCUGCUGCUCCACCCACUCGCCCCACAGACCCUCACUGGCGCUCUCCCUCUCCCUCCGCAACUCCGGCGAGCCCAACCUGCCCACGGAGCCCCCCUCCCUGGCCUCCGACCCCCCACAGCCCCCCGCCACCGCCACAGACGCCGUCAACCUGUUUGACGACGACCACGCUGGGAUUGAGCUGCCCCUGCUGUUGCCCAAUCAGGUGGACACGCUGGACUGA